AUGGAAACGCCUACACCCCCAUCACAUACAGCCCAGUAUACAAAUACAAGUAGUUUGGAUAGGUUCGCCUUCUAUCCGAAUGCUGCAAUUUUAGAUGUUACAAAAAUAUUACCUGGCAUAGAUUUGGAAAGGUGCGCUGCUGAGUGUCUGCAACAAGAAGAAUUCCUGUGCAAAUCAUUUCAAUUCACUGGAACUGCAUGCUUUUUGAACGUGAAGAAUUCGGCAUCUGUACCACUUAAUACAUAUGAAGAUGGCUCUUAUGAUUAUUACGAAAGAAUUGAUAUAGGACCAGUGUCAUCCUUUGAGAUUGUGCCAAACUCUGUGUUGCCUAAUCAGAACGUCGAAGUACAUCCCGACUUUAUGUUAGAGGCAUGUGCGGAGCUUUGCCUUGCCUCAACCUCAUUUUACUGUGCUUCCUUUGAGUUUAAUCGUUUUACCUAUCAAUGUUCCUUAAGCAAUGUUAUCCGUCAGACAGCAAAUCCACCAAUUCGCAGUGAUUAUCCGAACAACCCUUAUGAUUACUACGAACGAAAAACAAUUGGUACUAAGGAUCCAAAGAUUUUCUGUCCUUCAAGUGAUUCGAUUUUUACAACAUCAACUGUGAACUAUGCUGCACCAACAACUGAUAAUAGUAACCACCCUCCUUCAGUCACAUGUGACCCUCCAUCUGGGUCUUUAUUUCCUGAUGGUGUAAGUAGUGUUGAGUGUACUGCGAGUGACCAAUUCAACAAAACCGCGUCCUGCAAUUUUAAUAUAACAGUCGAUACUAUAGAUCCGAAGAUUAGCUGUUCUUCGAGUGCUUUGAUUUGGUCAACAUCAACUGUGAACUACAAAGAACCUAUAGCUACCGAUGGUAAUAAAGCUCCUCCAUCAGUCACGUGUUAUCCUCCGUCCGGGUCUCUAUUUCCAGACGGUGUAAGUACUGUUGAGUGUACCUCCAAUGAUCAAGCUAACAACACCGCGUCUUGUAGGUUUAAUUUAACAGUCGAUACUAUAGAUCCCAAGAUUACCUGUCCCAGAGAUACAAUGUGGUCAACAUCAACUGUGAACUACAAUGAACCCAUAGCUAGUGAUGAUAAUAACCCUCCUCCAUCAGUCACGUGUUAUCCUCCAUCUAGGUCUCUAUUUCCAGACGGUGCAACUAGUAGUGUUGAAUGUAUUGCAAGUGAUCAAGCUAACAACACCGCGUCCUGUAGGUUUAAUGUAACAGUCGAUACUAUAGAUCCCAAGAUUACCUGUCCUAGUGAUACAAUGUGGUCAAUAGCAACUGUGAACUACAAAGACCCCAUAGCUACUGAUGGUAAUAACCCUCUUCCAUCAGUCACGUGUUAUCCUCCAUCCAGGUCUCUAUUUCCUGAGGGUGAAAGUCGUGUUGAGUGUACCUCCAGUGACCAAGCCAACAACACCGCGUCCUGUAGUUUUAAUAUUACAGUCGAUACUAUACAUCCCAAGAUUGACUGCCCUUCGAGUGAUUCGAUUUGGUCAACAUCAACUGUGAACUACAAUGAACCCAUAGCUACUGAUGGUAAUAACCAUCUUCCAUCAGUCACGUGUUAUCCUCCGUCCAGGUCUCUAUUUCCUGAGGGUGAAAGUAGUGUUGAGUGUACCGCCAGUGACCAAGCCAACAACACCGCAUUCUGUAGUUUUAAUGUUACAGUCGAUACUAUACAUCCCAAGAUUGACUGCCCUUCGAGUGAUCUGAUUUGGCCAACAUCAACUGUGAACUACAAAGACCCCAUAGCUACUGAUGGUAAUAACCCUCUUCCAUCAGUCACGUGUUAUCCUCCAUCCAGGUCUCUAUUUCCAGACGGUGUAAGUACUGUUGAGUGUACCUCCAGUGAUCAAGCUAACAACUCCGCAUCCUGUAGUUUUAAUAUUACAGUCGAUACUAUACAUCCCAAGAUUGACUGCCCUUCGAGUGAUUCGAUUUGGUCAACAUCGACUGUAAACUACAAAGACCCCAUAGCUACUGAUGGUAAUAACCCUACCCCAUCAGUCACGUGUUAUCCUCCGUCCAGGUCUCUAUUUCCAGACGGUGUAAGUACUGUUGAGUGUACCGCCAGUGACCAAGCCAACAACACCGCGUCCUGUAGUUUUAAUAUAACAGUUGAUACUGUAGAUCCCAAGAUUACCUGUCCUAGUGAUACAAUGUGGUCAACAUCAACUGUGAACUACACUGAACCCAUAGCUACUGAUGGUAAUAACCCUCCUCCAUCAGUCACGUGUUAUCCUCUAUCCGGAUCUCUAUUUCAUGAGGGUGUAGGUAGUGUUGAGUGUACCUCCAGUGACAAAGCUAACAACAUCGCGUCCUGUAGUUUUAAUAUUACAGUCGAUACUAUACAUCCCAAGAUUGACUGCCCUUCGAGUGAUUCGAUUUGGUCAACAUCAACUGUGAACUACAAAGAACCCAUAGCUACUGAUGGUAAUAACCCUCCUCCAUCAGUCACAUGUUAUCCUCCAUCCGGGUAUCUAUUUCCUGAGGGUGAAAGUAGUGUUGAGUGUACCGCCAGUGACCAAGCCAACAACACCGCGUCCUGUAUGUUUAAUAUAACAGUCGAUACUAUACAUCCCAAGAUUGACUGCCCUUCGAGUGAUUCGAUUUGGUCAACAUCAGCUGUGAACUACAAAGAACCCAUAGCUACUGAUGGUAAUAACCCUCUUCCAUCAGUCACGUGUUAUCCUCCGUCCAGGUCUCUAUUUCCUGAGGGUGUAAGUACUGUUGAGUGUACCUCCAGUGACCAAGCCAACAACACCGCGUCCUGUAGUUUUAAUAUUACAGUCGAUACUAUACAUCCCAAGAUUGACUGCCCUUCGAGUGAUCCGAUUUGGUCAACAUCAACUGUGAACUACAAUGAACCCAUAGCUACUGAUGGUAAUAACCCUCCUCCAUCAGUCACAUGUUAUCCUCCAUCCGGGUAUCUAUUUCCAGACGGUGUAAGUAGUGUUGAGUGUACCUCCAGUGAUCAAGCUAACAACACCGCGUCCUGUAGUUUUAAUAUUACAGUCGAUACUAUACAUCCCAAGAUUGACUGCCCUUCGAGUGAUUCGAUUUGGUCAACAUCAACUGUGAACUACAAAGAACCCAUAGCUACUGAUGGUAAUAACGCUCCUCCAUCAGUCACAUGUUAUCCUCCAUCCGGGUAUCUAUUUCCAGACGGUGUAAGUAAUGCUGAGUGUACCGCCAGUGACCAAGCCAACAACACCGCGUCCUGUAGAUUUAAUAUUACAGUCGAUACCAUACAUCCCAAGAUUGACUGCCCUUCGAGUGAUCCGAUUUGGCCAACAUCAACUGUGAACUACAAAGACCCCAUAGCUACUGAUGGUAAUAACCCUCCUCCAUCAGUCACGUGUUAUCCUCCAUCCAGGUCUCUAUUUCCUGAGGGUGAAAGUAGUGUUGAGUGUACCUCCAGUGACCAAGCCAACAACACCGCGUCCUGUAUGUUUAAUAUAACAGUCGAUACUACUCCACCAAGCAUCACGUGUCCAAAAGAUAUUGUAACUGAGCAAACUUCACCGAAUUGGAAAGAACCCGUACCGACAGAUGAAUUCGGGGUCAAGACGACGGAGUGCAAUCCACAGCCAAAUACAAUCUACCAGGUUGGAUCUGCAAACUUAAUCACAUGCCUGGCAGAGGACUAUGCACAAAACAAAAACGAUUGCUCAUUUCUUAUACUUAUAGAAACUAGUCUCACUGAAGAAAUCGCAAACAUUACUUUAGAUGUUACUGUAAAUAAUGUUGAUGUUGUUGCUAGCAAACUAGACAAUAUUACAGAAAGUGCUGAAGUCUUGAAGCCUGCCGACGUUGUAGAAGUUUCUAAUGGGUUAACAGACAUCGUAGCCAUAAACUCUACUAACAAAAAUGUUACGGAAGCUGUCAUCGACACAAUUGAUAAUCUGUUUGAAUAUUUAGACGAUAACAACACUGCUCUCAUUGAAGCCUCUGCAGUAAUUCUUGGAUCUCUUGAGCAGCAAGUUGGCACAGCUGCUAGUGAUGGUCAGAAUUUCACCGACCAUGCCGAGAACUUUGCCGUCCAAACUAGUAGUUUCAGUUCGGAGGCGCUGUCUUCAGAUGUCCUUUUCUCUGUUAAUCAGAAUACGAUGCAGACAAGCGCUUGCUUUAAAGACUGCCAAAAGAAGUCAGAUUUAUCGAUUAAGUUACCAAAGAACAUUUUAAAGGGGCUGAAUGGGACACAAGUAAACGUUAGCUUCGUUGUGUUUAACAGCGACGCCCUCUUUCCAUCAGAAACUGUAAAAUCAUCUAACAGGCUUACUUCUGGUGUGGUUCUCGCGGCAACUAUCUAUGACGAAAGUCUACCGAAAAUAUUUGAUGACCCCGUUGAACUUGUCUUCAGUGUUCCAACGAAUCUAUCAGCGGAAAAUGCGAGCUGUGUAUUUUGGAAUGAAACUCUACGUGAUUGGUCAAAUGUUGGUUGCAUUAGUCAUAAAGUCGAAGGAGAUAAGAUAACGUGUCAAUGUAAACACUUGACUAAUUUUGCUGUUCUUAUGUUUCCGCAGACGAACAAACCAAGCCCUGUUAAGACUUUUUUAGACGUGGUGACGAUCAUCGGCUGUAGCACAUCUAUAAUCUGUCUUAUUAUUACAUUGGUUACCAUUCUGAGUGCAAAAAACAUCAGAAGUCGUCAACCACAAAAGAUAAUGAUCAAUUUGUGUAUAUCACUGUUAUGCUUGUACAUCUUGUUCAUAUUGGGCGUGGACCAUGCUAAGCCUGGAAACAGUGGGUGUACAGCCGUAGCGGUUCUUGUGCAUUACUUCCUUUUAACAUCGGCAUCGUGGACGUUAGUGGAGGCCAUCAAUAUGUAUUUCUUAUUUAUUAAAGUCUUCAAUCUGCCCGGCAGGAAGUUCAUAUGGAUAGCUGCAUGCCUGGCCUGGGGUGCGCCGUUGUUAUUGGUUAUUGUGUUGUCAAUAGCAUCAUCAGAUUUAUACAUCAACGAAACGUACUGCUACAUUAACAGUUCCAAAGGGAAACUUCUCUUGGCUUUUGUGAUUUUACCAUUCAGUGUAAUCAUCUUCUGCAACAUCGUCAUCUUUGUAAUGGUCAUCAGGAAGCUAUUUCUACAGGAAUCAGUUCCAGGAAAGAUUGCCGCCAAAUCUGGGAAUGAUAAAAAGAAGCGCGUUCUAAACGCUAUAGCUAUUUCAAGCCUGCUAGGCCUUACAUGGAUUUUUGGAUUCUUGGCGUUUGAACACGCAGCACAGCUACCGUUUCUGGUUCUUUUCUGUGUCUUCAACUCGUUCCAAGGAGCUGCUAUUUUCUAUUUAUUCUGCUUCAGACAAAAGGAAUGUAAAGAUAUCUGGCGCUCGUGGUUUAGAGGAUUGACAAAUAAAAUGUCAAAUACUCUGCGAAGAAUGUCAGUACAGGACACUUCAUUGUUCACCGUUACUGAUUUAUCAAGCUCGCAAAAAGCAGAAACUCCAGCAAGCAUUUCGCUUUCAGUGAUUCACACUUAAAAUAAUACAAUGUCCAGAAUAAUUCAGUAACAUUGUAGAUUAGGCCUUUACAAAACUUUUCACAGAUUGUUUACAACGUUGUUGCUUGUUAUUCUUUGUAGUUUAAAUUAUCAUUUGCUUCUAAACAGAACAAGUACCCGAAAUUUACGGCACAAAAAACUAUAACGAUUGAUCUAGAAAAACUACAUAAGGUUUUCUGGUCUCAGGAUUUCUUUCUGACAGAAAUUCUAAGAAAAUAUUUUGUUUAAAUGGUAAUGCAGUUAUAUUUACAUAGUGCCUUAUACCAAAACGAUCACAACGCGCUUGAGGUGUGGACGAGCUCUUACAGUAACUUGCUUCUCUGCUAAGGGUCUCUUCGUGUCUGAGUUUCUGAAGUCAAAUGACGAGGUCAAGUCUAGACACAUUGUUACUCAUACUGGUGUACCUCAAGUUAUAUACAUCUGACUUUUAAUGUACUCACACAGAUGUUCCAGUAGAGUUUGCUGAUGAUACUGCAUUACUUGGUCUUAUUAAGAAAGAUGAUGACAGCCAUCAUAUGGCUGAAAUUACUUCUUUUAAGUACUGUGAUGACAAUUAUCUCAUACUUAAUAUGAAAACCAAAGAAAUUGUUAUUGACUUUUGUAAAAAUAUAACAAAUAUUGAUAAUGUUGUUAUUAAUUAUAUGUGUUGAAAAAGUGUCUACUUAUAAAUAUCCUGGGGUCGUCUUCGAUGACAAACUCAAAUGGGAAGAUCAGAUUGAUAAAUUGAUGAAAAAACUUAACUCUCGUACGGUAUGUAUUGCCUUCGUAAAAUGAAAGAGUUUAACGCUAGAAGUGAUAUUAGCAUUAAGCCUAUGUUCUAUCAGUGAUUUGCGGUGUCUUGGCUUAUUGUUUAACAUCCUGGGGAGGUAAUGCUUCGAAGAAAGAAAUUGGGAGGAUUGAUCGGUUAACAAAGAAAACCGGAAAAAAAUACUGAUACGUGUCUAGAUUAUCUUGACUCAUAAAGACUUGAAGAUGUUAUUCACAUCCAUACUAGAUGAUGAAACUGACCCACUUCAUGAGAAGUUGAUUAGUUCUAUCAUACCUAGAAGUGGUAGGAUGCGUUUGCCCAACGUUCGCACAAGUCGUCAUCUUCACUCCUUUUUCCCUAUUGGCAUUAAACACUUUAAUACGAACUAUUGUAGAUACGAUCUAUACUGAGCGUUCGAUAUGAAUGGGAUCUAUACUUAAUAUUCAGUAUAGAUCCUAUGCUUAAUAUUCGGUAUGGAUAUGAUCGAUACUGUAUAUUAAGCGUUGAUAGAAAUGGCAAUAAGAAUUGUAGUAAUAAUAAUAAUAAUAAUAAUAAUAAUAAUAAUAAUAAUAAUAAUAAUAAAAAUAUGCAGCUUUCCAUUACUUAUUUAAGUAAUGUAUACUGUAGUGUUGUAUCAUAUUUUAUUCUGAAUGUAUUUUUAAGGUCUUUCCAUUCUUUUUUGUGUUCGAUUUUUGAUGUUUUAGUAUUUCAACGUUUUUUGUAUCUGAUGUUUUGAAUUAGUGUGAUGUACUUUUUGUAUUUAUAUUUGAAUGUAAUUUUAUAUGCAAGGUUUUAAGUUUUAUCGAGCAUUCAAUUUCUUCAUUUGGAGAAAAUAAAGUUAUUCUGAUUCUGAGCUACCCGGUAAACCGGUACUUCUCGUCUGUCUACGACAGGGGCUGAAUGGACUAGUACACCGGGGUAAUAACCCCUACUCGUCUCGAAAGAUGCACAGGACCAAAAUUGUGUACACUGGGUGGGACUACGGUUUAUAGUCCUUAUUAUCUGAGAAGUUGUUCACUGAAGUGCGAGUAGAGCUGAUGACGUAGACUCGGUAUAACAGUCACAGCCAUCUUGUUUACGUAAUAAAGACAUCGUAUAGCGCCACAUAUGAAAGGGGCUCAGUUGGAAAGUGAAAUUAGGUUAUAAGUACGUACAUAUGGUUCUACAAAAUAAGCGUUUUUAUCACCAAACUGUAACUUUAUUGUAACGUUCUUAUAACGUAAUAUUGUUAGCUGGGAAUGUAUAUUGUUUACGUUUACAUUGCCUUAUAGUCUGUAUAUUAAAGCUUAUUUUGCAAAAUAUAACAUUAGAGUGUAACGCACGAAGCUGAAAUUUAACGAUUUCCAAGAUGUACACCUCGUUCUGAUUUACCAAGAUAUACAAAAGUAAAAGAAAGAAAUAUCUGGCACGGUAUAGAUAGGGCUAUUUGGCCCCUUAUAAACCCCUGUGUUUAUUAUUUUUUGAAGCUGAGUAGAUUUAAAGCAGAUCAUCUUUUAAGAAUUCAGUUUACUCAUGGAGUAAACAUUUUGUAGGCUCGAUUGUGUCUAAGUAAAUAUUACAUCAUCUAUAAUUUUGAUGUCGAAAUUUGUAAUUUCCCAUAAGCACCCAAAACAUUUGGGAGUCAAAAUAUAAGACUUAUAUUUAACUAUUUAAAAUGUAUUAUUAGGCAUAUUUUCUUAUUUUGUCAUGUGAAUUGUGUAUUUGUUAACAGCAUUUCUUGGGGCUAUACAGUUCUGUAUGAUUUGUAAAAGAAUUUAAUGUACAUUAUUGUUAUUUUAUAUAGAAAUAAACUCAACUGAAAUUUGAUAACUUAUUUGAUCAUUUUAAUGGACUUUCCACUAAGCCACCCACUUUAAAUAUUAUUUCUAAGGUCCAGUGUAAACUUAAAAGCUGGAGCCCAGCAGAUGAUUAGCUCUAGCUUAAGUAGUUUCAACAAUAACUGUUCAAAUAUGAAUCAGUUUGUAAGUGGUAUCGUGUUUGUAAAGUUUGUUGUCUAUGA
Messenger RNA from Anneissia japonica, 8233 nucleotides. RefSeq names its product hyalin-like. Gene Ontology annotation, biological process: G protein-coupled receptor signaling pathway; cell surface receptor signaling pathway. Gene Ontology annotation, molecular function: G protein-coupled receptor activity. The record is from RefSeq and is a predicted model, not a curated record. The transcript is spliced from 27 exons. Gene Ontology annotation, cellular component: membrane. Lineage: Eukaryota; Metazoa; Echinodermata; Crinoidea; Comatulida; Comatulidae. The coding region runs from base 1 to 5466 and encodes 1821 amino acids.